Messenger RNA from Miscanthus lutarioriparius, 546 nucleotides. NCBI's taxonomy places the organism in Eukaryota, Viridiplantae, Streptophyta, Magnoliopsida, Poales, Poaceae. The record is from the annotation of a GenBank genome assembly.
AUGGCGGCGUCGCCGGACGAGGUGCAGCUGCUGGGGCUCCUGAUCGAGAUCCUCGGCGCCAAGAAUGCCGUCGAGGUCGGCGUCUUCACCGGCUACUCGCUGCUCGCCACCGCCCUCGCCCUCCCUGACGAUGGCAAGAUCGUGGCCAUCGACGUUACCCGCGAGAGCUACGACCAGAUAGGAUUGCCGGUGAUCCAGAAGGCCGGCGUGGCGCACAAGAUCGACUUCCAUGUCGGGCUCGCGCUGCCCGUGCUGGACCAGAUGGUGGCCGAGGAGGUGAACAAGGGCUGGUUCGACUUCGCGUUCGUGGACGCGGACAAGGUGAACUUCCUCAACUACCACGAGCGGCUGCUGCAGCUGAUCAGGGUCGGGGGCCUCAUCGCCUACGACAACACGCUGUGGAGCGGCUCGGUGGUCGCUUCCCCCGAUGAGCCGCUCGCCGCGGCCACCAGGGAGUUCAACGUCGCCAUCGCCGCCGAUCCCCGCGUGCACGUCUGCCAGGUCGCCAUCGCCGACGGGCUCACGCUGUGCCGCCGCGUCGCCUGA